Epinephelus moara (kelp grouper) is the source of this 2116-nucleotide messenger RNA. RefSeq names its product extracellular matrix protein 1-like. The transcript has 11 exons. Gene Ontology annotation, biological process: signal transduction; regulation of bone mineralization. Gene Ontology annotation, cellular component: extracellular region. NCBI's taxonomy places the organism in Eukaryota, Metazoa, Chordata, Actinopteri, Perciformes, Serranidae. The record is from RefSeq and is a predicted model, not a curated record. The coding region runs from base 178 to 1716 and encodes 512 amino acids.
UCAGACAGACAGACAGCACGGCAGCCUCUGUUGGACCAAUUACCGGGCCCGUCUGUGCGCUGCCCCGCCGAGCGUGUUUUACUGGGCGGCCUCUGCUCUCUGUGCCAGGACAGCCUGCAGCAGCAGCAGCAGCAGCAGCGGGACAAACAGUUCAGGACAGACACUAACACAUUGACAAUGGGGUCGUCUUGGGCUCUAGUCUGCUUCACCGCAUUUGUCUUGGUGUUACUGAGCUCAGCAUCCAAAGAUGACCGCCACUUGGAGCAGCGUGAGUCCACCUUUUACCCUGACAGAAUCAUGCAAGAGAGGCAACAGCCAGAUUCCUUCAUGUUGCAGAGAGAAGCAGACUUGACAGAUCUCUUCGAUCCCGAGGAGUUCGCUUUACAGCAGGUAAUGGUGUUUCCACCACAGCAGUUUGAUACCCUGAGCGAAAGAGGGGGUUCCAGACCAGGAGGCUCGACACCUAGCGGACGUCGACCAAGCUUUGGGCCCCGUUCCUUUGGUGGCCCUCCCACACUGGACUACCCCGUUCAGUUCCCCCCCGGCCGGCCAACCUACGACAAUCUCCAAGCCAUCUGUCAAAAUGGAGAACAACGUCCUCUCUACUCAGACUCUUACUUUCCUGCCUCUGGUUUUGGCCAGCAGAAGCGAAGGGCCAGUGCGAUCAAUAAGGCAGAGUCCUGGUUUGGCACAUGCUGCAAAGGGAACCAGACAUGGGGGAGGGAAGUGACACUGUGUUGUGCCACACAGGCGUGGGAGCUGUCACUUCAAACUUUCUGUGAGGAGGACUCGUCAGUAAAGGAUGUACUUUACCACUGCUGCAGACUGUCAGGCAGCGACAGGCUCGACUGCUUCCACAACGACGCUCCAAACCCAAACUACGAUGCGACAGAGGAGCUGCCGGUUCCACCGCUUCCCUCUUCCUCCGGCUUCACCUUUGACCCCAGCACUUGCCAGAGGACGGUGGUGACUCCGUACAGCGUCAGAGGAAACAAGAAAAAGAAGGAGAAGACACCGCCUGCUUCCCAGAAAGUUGACAUCAACUUUCCUCCUGGACUACCCACCGCAGACACCAUUGAAUCAUUGUGUCGUGACCAGAAGCUCCGCCCCCUCUACAAGGUCAAUUGCAUCACGGGUGCAGGCUACGAAUGGCUGGCUCAUCAGGCAAAGACCAGUAAUCGUAUAGAGAAGGGAUUCAAACAGUGCUGCAAGAAGAAGCAGGGUGUGCUCAACUGUGCUGUUCUGAAGUGGCGUGAGGGACUCAACAAGUACUGUGCAGGCGAAAAUGGUAUUAAGGAGGAUUUCCACUGUUGUUCGGGCUCCACGGCAAAUGAUCAACACAGCUGUUUCCAAAACAUUUCUCCAGACCCACAUUACAAUAUGACCUCUGCCACUGAGGAGCUCUCAUUUAGCAGAAUCUGUGACACUCACAAGAUCAUCAAGAAGAAGUUCCCUAUUGGUCUUCCUCUCAAGGGUUUUGUGAAGCAAUGCUGCCCCCUGUCUGAACAAGACAAGAACACGUGUGUGCAGCAGAAGCUUGAAGAAAUGACAGAGAAAUGUGCAUCACCGAAGGCUACCCCUCCAGCUGUCCACCGCUGUUGCAUCAUGUCUUCACAAAAGGCUCUACCGUGUAUUUCCAGAGUUGUCAUGCGUGCCAUCACCCAAGCCGACACCUUCUUACGCGAGAGGGGGAAGAAAAAGUGCCCUCUCUCCUAAACACUUGUGACCUUUCGCUGCUGAAGGCCAUGCAGAGAAAAUGGCAAGUGAGCGUCCGAUCAUUGAACAGGAACAAAUAGAGGUCUGUAAGAAAAUGUGGACCAAAGUCUAGCUUCAUCUACUGCCAGUGUUAUUUGCAUCUUUUCAUCUGAGAUCACAUGAGAAGCAACGUUAUCACAAGAAUACAUUUAUAAAGAAAAUGUCAAAUGCUUAGUUUGUAAAACAGACUGUUGUCUGAGUCACUGUACCACUAUUCUCUAUAGGCUGCUCUUUACAUAUUUGAUUAUGGAUGCGUUGUAUUGAUUCCUUUGGAGCUUCAAGAUCACUUCUCUUCUUUUUAUAUAUUGUUUUGUUGUUAAGAUCAUAUCUACAAGUUCUAUUAAAAACAUUUUUCAAUGUA